UUUUAUUGCUGUUCUUCCAAAGCUUGCCACCCUUGUUUCCUUUAGCCUCUCUACGUUUCUGGGAGAAGCUUUGAAUCUCAACAUGCCUAUAAGCAAGGACAAGCUGAUUUUAAUACUAGGAAUGGUCUGUUUGGAACAAGGUAACUCUGUAACCCUUUCUUCCAUCAGAGCUCCUAACUGUGGGCAGAGUCUGGUUAAACCACAGUCUCAGAAUUACUUUAGCCUUUUCAGUCGCAUUGUUGGGGGAAGCCAAGUGGAAAAGGGUUCCUAUCCUUGGCAGGUAUCUCUGAAACAAAAGCAGAAACACGUCUGUGGAGGAACUAUCAUCUCUUCACAGUGGGUCAUCACAGCUGCUCACUGCAUGGCUAAGAGAAACAUUGCAUUAACUUUGAAUGUUACUGCUGGAGAACAUGACCUGAGCCAAGCAGAGCCAGGAGAGCAAACACUAGCCAUUGAAACCAUCAUCAUACACCCGCAGUUCUCCACCAGAAAACCUAUGAACUAUGAUAUUGCUCUUCUGAAGAUGGUUGGAACCUUCCAAUUUGGCCAAUUUGUGAGGCCUGUGUGUCUUCCAGAGCCAGGAGAACACUUUAAGGCUGGAUUUGUUUGCACAACUGCGGGCUGGGGUCGAUUGGCUGAAGGUGGCAGCCUCCCACAAGUCUUGCAGCAGGUGAACCUGCCAAUUUUGACUCAGGAGGAGUGUGAGGCGGCUCUGUUGACCUUAAGGAAUCCUGUUACUGGGAAGACAUUUCUCUGCACAGGAUCCCCUGAUGGAGGAAAAGAUGCUUGUCAGGGAGACUCAGGAGGGUCACUCAUGUGCCAGAACAGGAAAGGGACCUGGACUCUAGCUGGCGUGACUUCUUGGGGUUUGGGCUGUGGUCGAGGCUGGAGAAACAAUUCGAGGAGAAAAGAGCAAGGAUCUCCUGGGAUCUUCACAGAUCUUAGCAGAGUGCUUCCCUGGAUCCACGAACACAUCCAGACUGGUAAUGAAGCCAUCCUGCAAGCUUAAGAAGCCAAAGUUCUAUGGGGUAAAGAGCAUCAACAGGCUAGACAAGUUGAG
Molecule: messenger RNA, 1060 nt
Organism: Peromyscus eremicus (cactus mouse)
Lineage: Eukaryota; Metazoa; Chordata; Mammalia; Rodentia; Cricetidae
Gene: Ovch2
Product: ovochymase 2
Exons: 7
Coding region: 83-1009 (308 amino acids)
Biological process (GO): proteolysis
Molecular function (GO): serine-type endopeptidase activity
Source: RefSeq, a predicted model, not a curated record